AUGCGUGCAAUCGCGCAGGCACACGGCUGCAGCGCCAGGGCGGUGCCCGCUGGCGGCCGCUCCGCCUGCGCCGCCGCCGCUGCCGGCCGCAGCAAAGCCGCCUCCCCAGGCAGCAUACCGUGUCGCAGCAGCCCCCAUGCCAGCCUGCGGCUGCAUGUGCGCGCCGCGGCAGCAGAGGAUGGCGCUGCAGCAGCAGGAACAGCGGUGGCAGACACGCCUGCGCCCAUUCCCACGCGCCUCAACACCAUCCCGCACGAGCGCACCACUCGGCAGCACUUCUACCGCGAGGCCACCACCGCCAUCAAGAGGGCGAUCGAUGCAGGGGAGACGCGGGUGCUGGCCAGGUGCACCAUCCCCGAGCUGAACACCGAGUUUGAUGUGUACCGGGUGGGCACGCUGCUGGAGCUGGUGCGCGAGGUGGCCACCAGCCUGGCGGCAGACGGCAAGCGCGUCAAGGUGUGCGUGCAGCAGGCGCUCGGACAGGGCGUGUUCCAGGGCAUGCCGCUGAGCCUGAAUGGCGUGCUGCGCAUCAUGAAGCAGAUGGACUGGGGGGAGAGCGCAGAGAAGGGUGUGUCGUCAGCGAGGGGUGGGGUUGUCGGGUGUUUGUUUUGUGUGCACACAGGGAGGAGCCAUGAGGAAGGCAUGUGUGCUUGCAGCGCUUGGCUGGUGCACUCAUCACCCUGCCCUGUCCUUACCUCCUUGACCUGCCACCCCGCCACCGCUGCAGACCGCAUCCUGACGGGCAACCUGGGGGCGGCAGAGGUGGAGGAUGCUGACGCCUUUGUGCUCAUCGCGCCCCAGAACAUCGUGGGCCACAGCAUCAUGCCGCUGCUCUCAGAGAUGGUUGCUGCCGCGGAGGAGGCGGGCAAGCCCAUGGUGCUGAUCAACCCUAAGCUGACAGACAUACAGUCGGCGGCGGGCGUGAUGUCGGUGCGCGGGCGCCAGGACCGCCUGGACUUCACCGCCACCUUUGGCACCGCCUAUCACUUCCGCCUGCUGUACAAGGGCGUCAGCAUGCACCCCAUCAUGGGGGCGCUGAGGCACGAGCACGACGGGCCAUGGGAGGUGUUCCGCCGCGUAGAGCUUGGGCCGGGGGUGGAGGAGUACCAGCUGAUCGGCAGCUUCGACAGGGAGCCCACCCCGCCCCUCAUCACCGACGCCUUCAAGGCUGCCUGGGCCAAGCAGGCGUAG
This is a messenger RNA of Chlorella variabilis, 1191 nucleotides long. RefSeq lists its product as hypothetical. The transcript has 7 exons. The coding region runs from base 1 to 1191 and encodes 396 amino acids. NCBI's taxonomy places the organism in Eukaryota, Viridiplantae, Chlorophyta, Trebouxiophyceae, Chlorellales, Chlorellaceae. The record is from RefSeq and is a predicted model, not a curated record.